This is a messenger RNA of Macrosiphum euphorbiae (potato aphid), 1926 nucleotides long. Lineage: Eukaryota; Metazoa; Arthropoda; Insecta; Hemiptera; Aphididae. The record is from the annotation of a GenBank genome assembly.
AUGUCGAAGGUCUCAAACUACGUCAAGGCACUCAACGGCAGCGCGAAAGUCGCUGUGGCCGACGACGAGCUCAAGGAACAAUUUUCCAAGAUUGAUAAAAAUGGAGAUGGAGCUAUUGAUCUUUCAGAACUACAACAGGCUCUAUAUUUAUGUGGUUUUAAGUUACCUGCAUGGAGAGUUCGAAAAAUAAUUGAAGAUUAUGAUGGUAAAAGAACUGAAACAAAAGGAAAGCUUGUAAUUUCAGAAUUUAAAAAGCUAUGUUCAGACCUAAAAGCAGGAGAAAUUGCUAGCUCAUUUAAACAAGUUGUUUCUAAAAAAGAAAACUUAGAAACUUUAGGUGGUAUGUCUGAUGCAUCAAGUGACGGAACAACACAUUCUGUACGUUUAGAAGAACAGCUUGCAUUUUCUGAUUGGAUCAAUAGAAACUUGAGUAAUGAUCCUGACCUAAAUCAUUUACUUCCAAUAGAAUGUAAAGGGAAACAUUUGUAUGAAAAGGUCAUAGACGGAAUAUUGCUCUGCAAAGUUAUUAAUCAUUCUUGUCCUGGUACAAUUGACGAAAGGGCAAUUAAUAAAAAAACAAAUAAAAGCAAUCUUACUGUUUACAAAAAAUUAGAAAAUUUAACACUAGCACUAGUUUCCAGUCAAUCUAUUGGUUGUAAUGUUGUGAAUAUUGAUGCUCAUGAUCUUUCUAAAGGAAAACCACAUUUAGUCCUUGGUUUACUCUGGCAAAUUAUUAGGAUAGGAUUGUUUAAUCAAAUUACUCUUGAAAACUGUCCUGGGUUAGCUACAUUGUUACAAGAUGGAGAAAAAAUUGAAGAGUUUAUAAAACUGUCACCAGAAGCUAUACUUCUUGGAUGGGUUAAUUACCAUUUGAAUCGUGCUGGAGUUUCAAGACAAUGCUAUAAUUUCCAAAAUGAUAUAACUGAUUCAGAAAUAUACACAUACCUUAUGAAGCAAAUUGCACCACUUGAUUCUGAUGUUGAUAUGUUUGCUUUAAUGGAACCGGAUCUGAACAAAAGAGCAGAUAUAAUGUUGCAGCAAGCAGCUAAGUUAGGUUGUCGAAGUUUUGUUACACCCAUUGAUGUCGUGAAUGGUGUAUACAAAUUAAAUCUUGCAUUUGUUGCUAAUUUGUUUAACAAUCAUCCAGGAUUAGACAAGCCCAAAAUAGAAAUUGCAGGAUUAGAAUCAAUCGAAGAAACAAGAGAAGAAAAAACGUACAGAAAUUGGAUGAAUUCUUUGGGUGUUGCACCUCAUGUUAAUUGGCUUUAUUCAGAUUUGGCAGAUGGUCUCAUAAUUUUUCAAUUGUAUGAUAUUAUUAAACCAGGAAUUGUUAAUUGGUCCAAAGUAAACAGACAAUUUUCUAAACUGCGACAAUUUAUGGAAAAAUUGGAAAAUUGCAACUAUGCUAUUGAGUUGGGUCGUCAAUUAAAGUUUUCGUUAGUUGGUAUUGCUGGACAAGAUUUAAAUGAUGGAAAUGCAACACUUACAUUAGCUUUAAUUUGGCAACUAAUGAGUGCAUAUACUUUAUCAGUCUUAACUCAACUUGCUACAACUGGAAGGCCGAUGAACGAAAAAGAAAUUGUUACCUGGGUUAACAACAAGUUACGAAAUGCCAAUAAAUCUUCAACUUUAAGAGGAUUCCAAGAUCAUGCAUUAGCCGAUGGGCGAAUUGUCAUUGAUUUAAUUGAUGCAAUAAAACCAGGCACCAUUAACUAUGAUUUAGUUAAAGAGGGUGGUGAUGCUGAGGAUAAUUUAGCUAAUGCUAAGUAUGCAAUAUCAAUGUCCAGAAAGACGGGUGCUAGAGUGUAUACUUUACCAGAAGAUAUUACUGAAGUAAAACCAAAAAUGGUAAUGACACUCUUUGCGUGUCUUAUGGCUAUAGAUUAUGUUCCUUACAUGGUCAUAACUGGAAAAUCAGACUUGUAA